Messenger RNA from Auanema sp. JU1783, 831 nucleotides. The record is from the annotation of a GenBank genome assembly. Lineage: Eukaryota; Metazoa; Nematoda; Chromadorea; Rhabditida; Rhabditidae.
AUGAAUCGAGUUGGUGUGUUUGGACAAAUCUCCGAGAUAAAUGACCAUCUGUUUCUAUCAGGAGCCGGAGUGCUUAAACCGGAAAAAAUUCGUAUGAAGAAAAUAACGUUUGUCGUCAAUGCAACAACCGAAGAACCAAAUGCUUACAUACAAGGUGUGGAUUAUUUGAAAAUCCGUGUUGAUGAUCAUCCUUCAGCCCGCUUAGGAGACUACUUUGACCAAGUUGCUGACAAAAUUAAAAAUAUCAAAGAGCGCGGGGGGAAAACUCUCGUUCAUUGCAUGGCUGGAGUGUCCAGAUCAGCUUCACUUGUUAUGGUGUACUUGGUUAAACACGAGAAGAUGUCUCUUCGACAAGCCUAUCAUUACGUCAAGUCAGCACGACCUGUCAUUAGACCAAACGUCGGGUUUUGGAAGCAAAUGGUCGAUUACGAAAGGAAAGUAAGAGGAACCACAUCUGUAAGCAUGGUGCAGACUCCUCAAUGCGAUUUGCCAAUACCUGAUCUAUAUUGCGAGGAUCUGAAAAGGCUUUGCCUUAAUUCAUCACCAAGCUUGCUUCGUGGACCACCGAUCAGCUAUAGCCCACGCUCUUACGUGUCAUCUCCAAGCAGCACAACAAAACGGAGAGGAUUUUCUGCGAGUAGUUUGAGACCAUCAUUAUCCUCAACACCCUCAUCAUUAACCACAACUCGAAGAUCUACAUCUCCAGCUGCUUCACCUCUGGCCAUGACGUCUUACUCUUUAUUCAGUCCGGCUCCGUCUCGAAAACCAAGGAAUAGUCUGUUUAGCAUUUAUUCGAACAGUCCCAGACAUGCCUUCUUCUCAGCUUUUUAA